Messenger RNA from Ornithodoros turicata, 630 nucleotides. RefSeq lists its product as uncharacterized. The record is from RefSeq and is a predicted model, not a curated record. The transcript is spliced from 2 exons. NCBI's taxonomy places the organism in Eukaryota, Metazoa, Arthropoda, Arachnida, Ixodida, Argasidae. The coding region runs from base 95 to 523 and encodes 142 amino acids.
UGGCCACAUGGACGCAACCGCACAGCCGCGCGCAGAACAGUCGAACUGACCAGAAGCAUCAAGAGCACGGAAGAAGCAACCUCGACGUUUCCCCAUGAGCCAUGAAGCGUCUAGGGACACAACAGCACUUGGCGACGACGGGGAACAGCUACGUUCCAAAGGCGCGGUGCGUCUUGCCACACGGUGUCAGUCAUCCAUACCGAACCCUGAACCAGCAGAACCACGGGCGGACGCUACCUCGGAGACUGCUGUGCAAUCGGCCACCCAAAGUUGGGUCGGCUUUCCCUGCAGCAUCACGCUGGCUGUCUUCUCUGUCGUCUCCUUCGGUAUCUUCGUCUGCAUGUCCGUCCAGGUCCUCUCGAUACUCAAGCAGCACUCUGAUGUGCAGAAAGCGGCUCUGAAAGCAGCACCCGAUGCGUCACCGCGGUCCGUCACCUCGGGGGACGACUAUGACGACGGCAACGCUAGCGUGCCAGAGGACGGCCGGAUGACGACGGACAUCCUCGCUGACGAUCCCGAUUAGCCCUGUCCCUGCCCUGCCUUACUCGAGGCUUCAAUAAUGAACACUUCCCCCUGUUUUGAAGAACGUAAAAUAAACGGAGAUAUGUAUACAGCGAUGCAAACCGACAA